Molecule: messenger RNA, 1357 nt
Organism: Neoarius graeffei (lesser salmon catfish)
Lineage: Eukaryota; Metazoa; Chordata; Actinopteri; Siluriformes; Ariidae
Gene: tefm
Product: transcription elongation factor, mitochondrial
Exons: 4
Coding region: 69-1172 (367 amino acids)
Biological process (GO): mitochondrial transcription; transcription elongation by mitochondrial RNA polymerase
Cellular component (GO): mitochondrial nucleoid
Molecular function (GO): DNA polymerase processivity factor activity; nucleic acid binding
Source: RefSeq, a predicted model, not a curated record
CUUGAGGGCACAACAUGGCGGUGAUGUUUGGGUUACACUCUUAACGAACACAUGAGGAUUAAUUAAGAAUGUGGGUCGCGAGACGGCUUCUGACUUCCGGUUUGCUCACAGGACAUUACAGGCUGCUGUGUCGUCGUCUGAAUCCCCUACCCGAGUUCUCGCCCCGCUUCCUGCAAUGCACCUACUGCUGGAGGACUCGAAUCCCAGCCACAAACCUAUACCUCAAUGUUCUGCAUGAUGAACCUGCAGAACCUCAGUGCAGACAUGACGACGAUGCCACACUGGAUUCACUGUAUACCCCGGAGCAGCGAGACACCAUCCUGCAGCUCCUCAACACAGGCUCAGAGUCUGAGCUCACCGCCGUCAAAAUGCUCCGAGGACGAAAAUCAGCCAACAUUAUUGAGUACCGGAUCAGGAACGGACCGUUUAAGGAUCUGGAGAGUGUCGUGAACGUGCCGCUGUUAAAGCACAAGAGCGCCGUUGUGGCGUUCAACUCCAUUCUGUAUCCAGGAGAGAAGAAGGAGAAAAGGAAGGGGAAGAUUCAUCUCGCCAAGUUCAUCAGACCUGAAGUGGACAAGGCGCUGUUAGAGCAUGCCAGCUCCAUCGUGUCCAUUGUGUGUGGGCCGAACAGAAUAGCGUGGACACACAUGGACCGGGCGAUGACGGUGUUAGAGUGGCAGCAGCAGGACUGUCACAGCUUCAUGAAAGGCACCUACAUGGCCUCCAGUUAUCUGGAUGAUGUGAGCAGCGUGGUGUCGAACCUGCCGACGGCGGAUUUCUAUGUGGUGGAGAAGCCGAGCGUGUCGGUGCAGAACACGGCGCUGUUCCCGGUCGUGGUUCACCUGCGCACGGUGGAGGCCAUGCUGUUCGCUCUGCUUAGCGCCAGGAGAGAUGCCGGGGCGCCGCCCAGCGUGCUCAACAUGAUGCGCACUGCCGUGGGACGCCACUUCGGCCUGAUCGUGGGUGAGAGCCGAACGAGUGGCGCCGAGGUGGUGAGGAUGAUGAUGGCGGAGUCGGCGAUGAAGAAGAUACCACGUGUGAUCUUCCCAAAUGAACUGCUAGUGCGCUACAGCAGUGCGUUCCACUUCAGCACCAGGAACAAAAGACAGGAGAUGUGUGACGCCCUGCUGCAGGCCGUCGCCUUCUACGAGCUGCUCACAACCUCACACUGAGCCGUGUGUGUGUGUGUUUUGAGAAACUCUUAAGGAACUUUAAAAGAUGUGUCUUCAUACUGUCUCUCAAAUGGACCUGAUUUAAAGUAUAUGGUAAAAACAAUAUUCAGCAUGUUCCUGGAGAAGUUGUUUGCGGUCAAGACCUUCACUUAUUUUUCUACAAUAAACAACUUUCUCCUAGUGUC